This is a messenger RNA of Anolis carolinensis (green anole), 6719 nucleotides long. It is a transcript of the gene srebf2, whose product is annotated as sterol regulatory element binding transcription factor 2. Gene Ontology annotation, cellular component: nucleus. Gene Ontology annotation, biological process: positive regulation of transcription by RNA polymerase II; positive regulation of cholesterol storage. Gene Ontology annotation, molecular function: protein dimerization activity; DNA-binding transcription factor activity, RNA polymerase II-specific; RNA polymerase II cis-regulatory region sequence-specific DNA binding. Bases 157 to 3507 code for a protein of 1116 amino acids. The transcript has 19 exons. The record is from RefSeq and is a predicted model, not a curated record. NCBI's taxonomy places the organism in Eukaryota, Metazoa, Chordata, Lepidosauria, Squamata, Anolidae.
GGAGGGGCGGGGCUACGGCGAAGGAGGGAAGCGGGGGACCAAGAUGGCGGCGGCCUGUGAGGCCGGGAGUGCAGGCAGCCUCCGCUGAAGCCGCGCCCCGGUUGGAGGGAGGGUUAAGGCCCGGGUGUCGCUGGCGCCUCCGAGGCCGCGCUGGCCAUGGAGAGCGGCGAGCUCAGCAGCAUGGAGACCAUGGAGACCCUGACGGAGCUGGGCGACGAGCUCACGCUGGGAGACAUCGAUGAGAUGCUACAGUUUGUCAGCAACCAGGUUGGAGAUUUUCCAGAACUGUUUUCUGAACAGUUAUGUAGCACCUUCCAGAGCAACAAUACCUGUAACAGUGGCGGAACACCUGAUUCCUCAUCACAGAGGUCCUAUAGCCAGGGACAGCUCCAGUCUUUCUCACCUAAUGCAGCUUCUCCACAGCUUCAGCCUAUCCAAGUGAAAGUGUCCCAGGCAGUGGCCACAACACCAGCUCCACAACGGACCGGGCCUCCUCUCCAACCUCGCCCCCAGGUUCAGCCUCAGCUCCAGCAACAAACGGUGAUGAUUACUCCAACUUUUAGCUCUUCUCCCCAGACACGCAUCAUUCAGCAGCCUGUAAUAUACCAGAAUGCAGCCACAAGUUUUCAAGUGCUUCAGCCACAGGUUCAAAGCCUGGUGACUUCCUCUCAAGUUCAGCCAGUCACCAUUCAGCAGCAAGUUCAAACUGUGCAAGCUCAGAGGGUAUUGACACAGGCAGCUAAUGGCACUAUCCAGACAUUGACACCAGCCACGGUCCAGGCAGUAGCUGCUCCUCAAGUCCAGCAAGUUCCAGUCCUUGUGCAGCCACAGAUAAUCAAGACAGAUUCUCUUGUCUUAACAACACUGAAAGCUGAUGGCAGUCCUGUAAUGACUGCUGUUCAGAAUCCAGCUCUCACAGCUCUGACCACGCCUCUUCAGACAACAGCUCUGCAGACUUUAGUUGGUGGCAAUGGAACCAUCUUGACUACAAUGCCUAUGAUGAUGGGAGGGCAAGAGAAGAUGCCUAUCAAACAUGUGCCUGGUGGUACCAAGCAGCCAGAGCCACCCAAGGAAGGAGAGAGGCGAACCACCCAUAAUAUAAUUGAAAAGCGAUAUCGAUCAUCUAUAAAUGACAAGAUCAUAGAACUGAAGGAUCUAGUAAUGGGAACAGAUGCCAAAAUGCACAAGUCUGGUGUACUGAGGAAGGCCAUUGAUUACAUUAAGUAUCUACAGCAGGUUAACCAUAAGCUGCGACAAGAAAACAUGGUCUUGAAGCUGGCUAACCAGAAAAACAAGCUUUUGAAGGGUUUUGACCUAAGCAGUCUGGUGGACAGUGAAGUGGAUCUGAAGAUGGAUGACUUCAACCAAAAUGCUCUGUUGAUGUCUCCUCCAGCCUCUGAUUCUGGUUCACCAGCUGGCUUUUCUCCUUACUCAAUUGACUCAGAGCCUGGAAGCCCAUUACUGGAUGAUGCAAAGGUUAAAGAUGAACCUGACUCUCCAGCUGUUGCUCUGGGAAUGGUUGAUCGUUCACGAAUGCUGCUUUGUGCUCUCACAUUCCUCUGCCUUUCCUUCAAUCCUCUAACUUCCUUGCUGGAGGCACAGAGAACAUCUGAUUCUGAUGGUCCCGUACGUCAUGGUUCUGCGAGGAGUACACUAUCAAUAGAUUCAGGUUCUGGUAGUUGGUUUGGCUGGAUGAUGCCCACUCUGAUCCUUUGGUUUGUGAAUGGCAUUAUUGUCUUGAGUGUAUUCAUAAAACUGUUAGUACAUGGAGAGCCAGUGACCCGGCUUCACUCCCGCUCCUCUGUGACCUUCUGGCGUCAUCGGAAGCAAGCAGACCUGGAUUUAGCCAAAGGAGAUUUUGCUGCUGCGGCAUUAAAUUUAGAAACGUGCCUCUCCGCCUUGGGUCGAGCACUUCCCACUUCUCGUUUAGACCUGGCCUGCAGUCUGUCCUGGAAUGUUAUCCGAUACAGUCUUCAAAAGUUAGGACUGGUGCGUUGGUUGCUUAAAAGGACAUCACGGCAGAGACGCACAACAGAGGCUCCUGUGGGUUUUGAGGAUGAAGCCAAAACUAGUGCACGGGAUGCAGCUUUAGCUUACCAUAAGCUCCAUCAGCUCCAUAUCACAGGUAAGCUCCCAUCCAGUUCAGCAUACUCGGGAUUGCACAUGGCUUUGUGUGCUGUGAAUCUGGCUGAAUGUGCAGAAGAGAAGAUCCCACCAAGCACUCUAGCAGAGAUUCACUUGACGGCAGCAGUUGGCUUGAAGACUCGUUGCGGUGGUAAACUGGGCUUCCUGGCAAGUUAUUUCUUAAGUCAAGCUCAGAGUGUAUGUAGUUCUGAGCGCAGUGCCAUCCCUGAUUCUUUGCGCUGGUUGUGUCACCCAUUGGGACAAAAGUUUUUUGUGGAGCGGAGCUGGACAGUGAAAGCUGCUGCUAAGGAGAGUUUGUAUUGUACUCAGAGGAAUCCAGCUGAUCCCAUUGCACAAGUGCAUCAAGCUUUCUGUGAAAAUCUGCUAGAGAAAGCACUUGAGUCCCUUGUGAUUCCAAAGGGGACUGUCGGCCAUGAUGAUGAAGAGCCCUGUGAAUUCUCAAAUGCUUUGGAAUAUCUGAAGUUACUUAAUUCUUUUGUGGACUCUUUGGGAAAUGGAACCCCACCCUUCACUGGAGGUUCUGUGUUAAGGUCAGCCUUAGGUCCUGAUGUUGUCUGCAGGUGGUGGUCAUCAGCAAUCACAAUGACAAUCAGCUGGUUGAGGGGUGAUGAUGCUGCUGUGAGAUCCCAGUUUACCAAUGUGGAGCGAAUUCCUAAAUGUUUGGAGAUGAUGGAGAAUGGCCUUGUGAAAGCUGUCUUCCAUGUCUCCAAAGCCAUGAAUGCUUCCUUGUCGAGCAAGGCAGAUGGGCAGCAGAGCUCUUUUGGCCACUGUGAGAGAGCCAGUACUCACCUUUGGAACAGCCUCAACAUGAGCAGUGGAGUUUCAAGUACAGGUCUUAACAAUAUGAUUCAGCUGCUGACUUGUGACCUGUUGCUGUCGCUCCGCACUACUCUGUGGCAGAAACAAACAAAUUCCAGCCAAGCAGUAGGAGAGACCUACCAUGCUUCUGCUUCUGAACUGACAGGAUUCCAGCGCGACCUUGGCAGCCUGCGCAAGCUGGCUCAUAGUUUCAGACCUGCUUAUCGUAAGGUGUUCUUACAUGAAGCAACUGUGCGUUUAAUGGCAGGAGCCAGCCCUACACGAACUCAUCAGCUUCUGGAGCAUAGUCUCAGGCGCAGAACUCCCCAGAGCAUCAAGCAAGGUGAGCUGGAUGCUCUUCCUGGGCAGAGAGAACGAGCUACAGCCAUUCUUUUAGCUUGCCGCCAUCUCCCACUCUCGUUUCUGUCCUCUCCUGGACAGAGAGCUGUCCUCCUGGCAGAAGCUGCCCGCACACUGGAGAAAGUGGGAGACAAGCGUUCCUGCAAUGACUGUCAGCAGAUGAUUGUGAAAUUGAGUGGGGGCACAGCUAUUGCCGCGUCCUAACCCUGGAAGACUUAAGGGCCUCAUCACCCAGUGAACUGGAUUCUUGCCUCAUUUCUACUUCCUUCCUCCCUCUUUUGCACACUAUUCCAGUCUAGGACUGUGAAAGCUAUGUUUUGCUAGUCAGGUGGGGGCUUGGUGUAAACCAGCUUUUCUGGCUAGUGAUUUGCUUCUUCUAGGCAAAAAAGAUUUCUCACACACAGGAGCAAAGGUGAUACUAUUUUCACUGGCAAACAGCCUGUGAGAACUUGGAAGACAAAACCCAUUUGAGAAGAUAACGGCUUUGGAAAACUGGCUUUUGACCCUUUUAAAGACAGAUGUAACAAGAGUAUGUUUUUAGAAUGGGAGCUACUGGGGAGCAAGAGGGGUGCCUUGAACCCUUUUAUUAACAUCUGCAUUGGCUCUUGAUCAGGUGCCAUGUGCUAAGGGCAGGCCCAUGGAAGAUACGGCUGUAUUUAAUCUUGGUCCUUAGUGGGCUGCAUUUUUUAAACUUAAGCCUUUGUAUAGAUACUGCAUUCUCUGAGAGCCUUGGAAGGCUUGGUCAGCUCUCUUGAGGUGCAUCACAGUUUUUAUGCCUUUUGUGUUUUUAUAGUAAUGUUUUGCAGGUUUUGGGGACAACAAUUAAGAUUUUCUUCCCUUUUCCAUUUCCUGUCUUUCAACUCCCUCUUUCAUUCCUGUCAUCUUACUGUAUUGCCCUCAAUUUAGUGGUUUAGACUUUUAUCUGUGAUUUGUCUGAUGGAGAACAAAGAAAGAAGAAUCAGAGGCUAAUUGCUAAACUAGGAAUCAGAGGCUAAUUGUUAAACUAGGUGUGACUUAAAGUAUCCAAUUCAAAACUGUGUAAAGAGAAGCUACAUCUCUUCCUUUCCAGUGCUAUUUUGCUGCUAAAAUCUCUCUUCCAAAAACAGCUGUUUUCUUCAUUUUGUUUUUUAAAUUACAUUAAUUAAUUGGAUUAAACAGUGGCUUUGAUUUUUGGCAAGAAAACAGCAUUCCCUUAUAAUCUGGGAACUUUUUGUAACUAUGUGUCUGUUCGAAGAACACCUUUGAAUCACAUGGUUAAAGUCAUAAUCUUGAAGAAAAAGUCGCUUUUCUGGCAUAUUUGACUUCUGUAGUAGUAAUUUCACCUAUCCAAGAACAUUUAGUAUAUCACUCAACCAGAGAAAUGAUAGCUUUCAAAGUAAAUCAUGAUAGCUUCCUUCCCAAGAUUCUUUGAGGAAGCUGUGACAUUAAAAACAAAGAUAGCCUCAUCCUUGGUCAAAGCAGAUUGGUUUUGACUUAUUCUUCUUCUAGCAGAACAGGUUCUAGGAAGCUUCUUUUCAACAGGAGUGGCUCUAGGUUUGAACAGAUGAUACGAGAGGCACGGCAAGAAGAGAAAAGAUAGCAGCAGAAGUAGAAAACAAAACAAAAAAAAGGUUUGAAAGGCUUGGACCUCCCUGAAACACAGAAUAAAUAAAAAAAAUCAAAGCACCAAAUAAGGGAAUGCAGUGGUGCUUGUUUCUCUGGUGAAGUCACACUACUGUACAUUGUCCUUGAAUCAGUUCUGUCUGCCAUUGGCCAUGUUUAAUUGCACAACUGGGCAUUGAUAUAGGACUGGGGCUAUUGAUUUAAAAGACAAUAAUAUUUAUCUCUAUGUCUCCUGUUGACAGCUUUAUGGGCAGGUGAAAACCUGUAUAUCUGAAAAUACAUGCAAACCAGGUGCCUUAUCACACAAGAGCAUGAAUCCACUUAAAAUCCGGUUUCUCCCUCCUGCAGAAUUCUGGGGUUUGUAGUUUGGUGAGACCCAGGGCCUGUCUGGCUGAGUUGUUUAAAGCCCCCUCCCUAAAUUGGAUCCAAGCUCUAAUGUGAUGAGGUCCCAGGAAAAAGGGAUGUUUCAAAUCUUGAAACCAUUAUAUAACAUCCAACAUGUGCACAUCUUAUUGAUGUCACAUGUUGAAACUUCACCCACAGAGUGAUCUAGAAAGAAAGUUUUGUCUAUAAUUUUGAAGUACUUUUUCAAUCCUCAGUUCCUAGUAAAAGGAUCCAUGAAUCUAAUAAAAGGUGUAUUUUAACGAAAGUUUUCCCCCUCCCACCCCCCAGAAGAUGUGAGCGAGUAUGUUCCAAAAGUUCUGUUUGUGUGUACUGUCUCAUUUUGAUUCUGUAGCACAAGUUUGCAACUCAGGUGCAUUUCAGGAGUUAUUUAUCACAGACCCUUGUUUAAGUGUGCAGGUUGAAGUUUGUGUACCACCCUUUUCUCAAAGAGGACUUCACACUGAUGGUAGUAACAAAACAGGAAGGAUAAGAAACUACCUCCAUGAUGAAACUGGUAGUACCAAGGUCUAUUCCCAGGUAUGCUGUGCCACCAAUCAGGUGGAGUGGCAAAAUUAAAAAGUUGUCUGUGUGAAUUGUGGAUGUCAGGUGAAUUGAUUGAGCAUGCCUAACACUUCAAACCCUUCUAUUUGGAAAGUUUAAACUAAUCUUAGAGAAUUAAUUACUUUCUAGAUAGGUUUCCUGAUUACCUAAUAUACAGUGUGUUCUUUGGUUCCAGAAGGGUUUAGUUCUGGGACUUUGCAUAGAUACAAAAAUAUCCGGAUGACCACGUCCAAUAUUAUACAAUGCUGGCAAUGUGAGCUGUGUGUCUGCAUUAAUGGCAUCACGGUUUAAUAUGUGGCAUGAUGAUCCAUGGUGGGCUGAAUUUGUGGAUCCAGUGGGCCCUUGCUGCACCAGAAUGCACCUAAUUGACUUUCUAGAUCACUAGACAUCUCACAGUUGCAUAGAUUUGAAAUAAAGGAAGCCAUUUACACAGUUAAGAGCAAAUGCUUUAGUUGAGAACAGGCAUUGCAAUUAAAGGAUAAAAGUUCCGUGUUAGUGUAUUGAUGGAAACUAAGAACGGGACUUGAUGAAUUAUAUUUAGAUAAAUUGAAACAUCUGCAUAGAUGGGAUCUUCACAAGGGAACAACAUUCAAUUUUCUUGUACUUCAGGCGUUUUUAUACAUCACAUUUAUUUAUGGGUUUAUUAUCUCCCAGUCUAUCCCUACAUUAUUUCUGUGUAUAUAAUGUAACUUUUGGUUUUUUUUUAUAUAUAUAUAUGAUGUGAAAAGUGUCUAUCCUAGUAAAAUAAGGCAUAGGGAUGCUUUUCUGUAAGAAGAUGUAGCUGGUGAUGAUGUGAGGGGACCCCAGUUCUGACCCUCUCAUGGGGACCAUGGUGUGAUUUUGUCAAAUAAAGAUGAAUUUACUCAAAA